AACUGGUCUUUCAAAAAUGGUGUUUACAAAAGGCGGGUCACCUGAUGACUAGAAAUCACGGGGAUUUGAUUUUCUUCUUGUCGAUUGAGAGUUUCUGUGGCGCAGCGGUCCUAUAUAGAGUCUUUGGCGAUGGUGCGCAACAUGUCCCUGCCGUAGCCGCCUUCUCAUGCGGGGUCGCAGACGAUUGCUUUGUGGAUGUGUCUUUGGCGCAGAUCGUUGGUAUUGCAAGGGCUAAGAGGGCUGUGAUGAUGUGGAGAGAUAAUCGCAGUUUGUGGGGUGUGUUAGUGUGUAUGAGGAAGUAUUCUUAUAUCUACGAAACUAACGAUCUAUUCUGCCAUUCCGUAAAGAGAUCUGGUGAAUAUAGGGGAUUUAUUUAGUAAUAUUUAUUACGUUGGGGGUUAGUGGAGAAGAACAUCGAACGGUGUAAAAAGGAGUGUAGGAUUCGAAUUUAUGUAAGUGAAAAUCUAGCGCACAGGUCUUAUCUAGGUGAAGGGUGAAAGAAACUUCGCCAGCAUACUGUUCUUGCUCCCAGUGAUCUGAUAUAUCCAAUCCAGAGUAUGAAGUCCGGCCUCAACAUCUCUAUGAGAUCUUUAGCGCAAUGGGUACCUUCCGAGAUUCUUCCAUUUCCUUCUGGGUGGGCCUCUCAUCUUCGUUCUGACCCACAGAUAUGGGAGUUGUCUUUCCACCAUUGCUCCAAGUCAUAUAUACACUGCCUCCACCAUCAAGAUUCAAAAUCUGUUCGACGUCUUGUUCAAUAUCCACCCCGUCAAAAGCCAAAAAUCUUUCGAUGUUGGCCCGUAGCUGGUUGACAUCGACUCCUUCGAAUCUGUUGUCACAAGUACGCUCGUUUUCCUCUCCCGCAUGAUCAAGAGAUCCAGGAGGUUUUCGUGAGGUUGCCUGGUGCUGGAAACGUGGUGUUGUUCUGAGAUUUGGUAUUUGCUGGGUGAUGUCUGGACCGGCCAUCAAACUAGUGCCGUCCGUCCCUUGUAGACGCGCGUAGUCGUUUGUGUAAGCUGAUGGGAUUU
Molecule: messenger RNA, 1025 nt
Organism: Periconia digitata
Lineage: Eukaryota; Fungi; Ascomycota; Dothideomycetes; Pleosporales; Periconiaceae
Source: the annotation of a GenBank genome assembly